Symphalangus syndactylus (siamang) is the source of this 978-nucleotide messenger RNA. RefSeq names its product TM2 domain containing 1 (gene TM2D1). The record is from RefSeq and is a predicted model, not a curated record. Gene Ontology annotation, biological process: apoptotic signaling pathway. Gene Ontology annotation, molecular function: amyloid-beta binding; G protein-coupled receptor activity. NCBI's taxonomy places the organism in Eukaryota, Metazoa, Chordata, Mammalia, Primates, Hylobatidae.
GGAAGUGGCGACAAAGUGUCGGUCUCCAAGAUGGCGGCCGCCUGGCCGUCCGGUCCGUCUGCUCCGGAGGCCGUGACGGCCAGACUAGUUGGUGUCCUGUGGUUCGUCUCAGUCACUACAGGACCCUGGGGGGCUGUUGCCACCUCCGCCGGGGGCGAGGAGUCGCUUAAGUGCGAGGACCUCAAAGUGGGACAAUAUAUUUGUAAAGAUCCAAAAAUAAAUGACGCUACGCAAGAACCAGUUAACUGUACAAACUACACAGCUCAUGUUUCCUGUUUUCCAGCACCCAACAUAACUUGUAAGGAUUCCAGUGGCAAUGAAACGCAUUUUACUGGGAACGAAGUUGGUUUUUUCAAGCCCAUAUCUUGCCGAAAUGUAAAUGGCUAUUCCUACAAAGUGGCAGUCGCAUUGUCUCUUUUUCUUGGAUGGUUGGGAGCAGAUCGAUUUUACCUUGGAUAUCCUGCCUUGGGUUUGUUAAAGUUUUGCACUGUAGGGUUUUGUGGAAUUGGGAGCCUAAUUGAUUUCAUUCUUAUUUCAAUGCAGAUUGUUGGACCUUCAGAUGGAAGUAGUUACAUUAUAGAUUACUAUGGAACCAGACUUACAAGACUGAGUAUUACUAAUGAAACAUUUAGAAAAACGCAAUUAUAUCCAUAAAUAUUUUUUAAAAAGAAACAGAUUUGAGCCUCCUUGAUUUUAAUAGAGAACUUCUAGUGUAUGGGUUUAAAGAUUUCUCUUUUUCAUUCAUAUACCAUUUUAUGAGUUCUGUAUAAUUUUUUGUGGUUUUUGUUUAUUUGAUUUAAAGUAUAUUAUUGUGAGAUUUAUUUAAUAGGACUCUCUUUGAAAGCUGUAUAAUAGUGUUUCUCGGGCUUCUGUCUCUAUGAGAGAUAGCUUAUUACUCUGAUACUCUUUAAUCUUUUACAAAGGCAAGUUGCCACUUGUCAUUUUGUUUCUGAAAAAUAAAAGUAUAACUUAUUCACA